Molecule: messenger RNA, 1599 nt
Organism: Paramuricea clavata
Lineage: Eukaryota; Metazoa; Cnidaria; Anthozoa; Malacalcyonacea; Plexauridae
Source: the annotation of a GenBank genome assembly
GACUCGUGAAUUACUGUUCGAAGUUUAUUCCUAAUUUCUCUACCAUUACGGCGCCGCUACGGAAAUUUGAUCGCAAAAAGGUUCCAUGGACAUGGGACGCUAGUCAUCAAGAGGCCUUUGAUCAGUUUAAAUCUUCGCUAUCUGAACAGUGUACGUUGGCCUAUUAUGACCCUAACAGAUCAACGAGUGUUGUUGCGGAUGCUAGUCCUGUAGGCCUAGGGGCUAUUUUGGUUCAACAUGACGAACAGGGCAUUUUGAAAGUGAUUGCUUUUGCUAGUAGAGCACUAACAGUAGUUGAACAGAGGUACUGUCAGACAGAACAAGAAGCGUUGGCAUGUGUGUGGGCAUGCGAGAAAUUUCAUUUAUAUUUAGUUCGUUGUCAGUUUACCUUGUAUACAGAUCAUCAAGCGUUAGAAAUCCUUUACUCAGCAAAGGCCAAACAAUCUGCUCGAAUACAGAGAUGGGCAUUGCGCCUACAGCAGUAUAACUACACGGUCAAGUAUCGUUCAGACACAGGGAAUCCGGCAGAUUUCCUUUCGCGGGCACCAAUUAACGAGCCCUCGGGACAGUCUAUUACCGAAGAAUAUAUUAACUUUAUAACAGAGCAAGCCAUUCCCAGAACAAUUACCUUGUCAGAGGUGCAAGAAGCGACAAAGAACGAUAAAGAACUGCAGUCAGUUGGACGAACACUUCAGUUUGGCAACUGGAAAGACAAAUCCAUAUCAGCUUAUUUUGCAGUACGGCAUGAAAUAACAUCAGUAAGGGGUGUACUGUUGAGAGGACACCGACUGAUUAUACCAAUAUCACUUCGAAAUAGAACUCUAGCCCUGGCACGCUGGGGACACUUGGGAAUUGUCAAGACCAAACAAAAUUUGAGAACCAAGGUAUGGUGACCUAGAUUAGAUAAAGAAGCAGAGCAACAUGUAAAGGAGUGUUUGACGUGCCAAAUAUCUGGUAAUCCUGAACCCCCUCCACCUCUAGCAGUUGUCUCACCUCCAAUGGCACCAUGGUCAUGUAUUCAUGUUGAUUUCUAUGGACCAGCACCUACAGGAGAGCAUCUAUUGGUGAUGUUAGAUGAAACAACCGGAUUCCCAGAAGUUGAGAUUAUGAAUAAAACCAUGUGUUUGCCCGACACGGACUGCCAGACGAGUAAUUCGAUCUACCAUUCCGUCUUUCUCUCAGGCACCUGCCAAUACAGCUACAAAAAGGGUUUUGAAAGGAAAGGCUAAGUCAAAAUAAUAUGUAGAUGCCAGAAGACGUACACGAAAGUCAUCGAUAAAGGAAGGAGAUACAGUGUUGGUGAAACAGAAAAAGAAGAACAAGUAUACAACCAUGUUUCGUCCUCAACCAUACAAAGUUAUCAAUGUGCGAUAUUCCAGAGUAACAGCGCAAAGGGGUGAUCAUGUGAUUACAAGAAACGUUUCGCAUUUUAAGAAAUUUAAUGUAGCGUAUAGAGAAACUGUUCCAAAUCCUGAGUCAGAAGAUGAUAUUACCAUUGCGGCCCCACAAGCAGGACAGGACAAUGAUCAAGACAUAAUUGAAGAUAGGUAUCCUUUAAGAGCAAACAGAGGCGUACCGCCAGAUUUUUAUGGACGGUAA